GCGGAUCCGCUAUACUUGCGUCCGCUAGAGUAUAUCAAUCGCUUGCCCCAGCACAGGUAAUGCUAAAUAUGAGGCGUGCGGAGCGGUGCGCGGACCGGCAUCGGGAGGGCGUGGCCUUAGGGGGCGCCCCUGUGGAGGAGGCACCUGGAAGGUCAGGGCUACCCAGUCCCGCCGGUACCGAGGGCGGAGAGGCUCCGCAGGUCCUGCUGCGGAGUCGGAGGGUUCUGCCGGGCUGUAAAGCCAUUUUCAGCGAGGCCGCUGCACGAACUUCCGAGGGAUGUUAGACCUAGAGUUGGCGCCAGCCCCACUGAGCUUUUCUAGUUCCGUCCCGACAUGCGCGCCCACUUUUGUGCGCACGCACGCACGCAGUACGUCGCUACGUCCCGUCUCUAGCCCUGACGCUCCGCCGGUCCCGUUCUGCAGGUGGGCGUCGCCGCCGACUUACCAACAACCAGGUCGGGGGCUCCCGGAAGUGCUCUUGCGGCUUACUGGCUGGCACAGCUGUCAUUCUUCUCUACAGAAGAGCUUCUCCUCAUCAACUGGGGAUGAUUACAGUUCUUCCUUAAAAAGGAUGGCUGCUCUUUUUCUAAAGAGGUUAACACUACAAACUGUAAAGUCUGAAAAUAGUUGCAUUAGAUGUUUUGGUAAACACAUCCUGCAAAAGACAGCACCAGCACAGUUGUCCCCUAUUGCUUCUGCCCCAAGACUCUCCUUCCUAAUUCAUGCAAAAGCCUUUAGUACCGCUGAAGACACCCAGAAUGAAGGAAAAAAGACAAAAAAGAAUAAAACAGCUUUUAGUAACGUUGGAAGAAAAAUUAGUCAGCGAGUUAUUCACUUAUUUGAUGAGAAGGGCAAUGAUUUGGGAAACAUGCACCGAGCAAAUGUGAUUAGACUUAUGGAUGAGCGAGACCUGCGACUGGUUCAAAGGAACACCAGCACAGAACCUGCAGAGUAUCAGCUCAUGACAGGAUUGCAGAUCCUCCAGGAGCGGCAGAGGCUGAGGGAGAUGGAGAAGGCGAACCCCAAAACUGGACCAACCCUGAGAAAGGAACUGAUUUUGUCUUCAAAUAUUGGACAACAUGAUUUGGACACAAAGACUAAACAGAUUCAGCAGUGGAUUAAGAAAAAACACCUAGUCCAGAUUACCAUAAAGAAAGGAAAAAAUGUAGACGUGUCAGAAAAUGAAAUGGAGGAGAUAUUUCAUCAAAUACUCCAGACUAUGCCUGGAAUAGCUACAUUCUCAUCUAGGCCACAAGCUGUUCAAGGAGGAAAAGCUUUAAUGUGUGUUCUUCGUGCUUUGAGCAAAAAUGAGGAGAAGGCAUAUAAAGAAACUCAAGAGACCCAGGAAAGAGACACUUUGAACAAAGACCAUGGAAAUGAUAAGGAAUCAAAUGUUCUGCAUCAGUAAUUUUAAUAAAGAAAAGCAUGCUCUGAGAGAAA
Messenger RNA from Pan troglodytes (chimpanzee), 1440 nucleotides. RefSeq names its product mitochondrial translational initiation factor 3 (gene MTIF3). Gene Ontology annotation, biological process: mitochondrial translational initiation; ribosome disassembly. The transcript is spliced from 5 exons. The record is from RefSeq and is a predicted model, not a curated record. NCBI's taxonomy places the organism in Eukaryota, Metazoa, Chordata, Mammalia, Primates, Hominidae. Gene Ontology annotation, molecular function: ribosome binding; translation initiation factor activity. Bases 278 to 1408 code for a protein of 376 amino acids. Gene Ontology annotation, cellular component: mitochondrion.